Lycium ferocissimum is the source of this 534-nucleotide messenger RNA. RefSeq names its product probable LRR receptor-like serine/threonine-protein kinase At3g47570. The transcript has a single exon. The record is from RefSeq and is a predicted model, not a curated record. NCBI's taxonomy places the organism in Eukaryota, Viridiplantae, Streptophyta, Magnoliopsida, Solanales, Solanaceae. The coding region runs from base 1 to 534 and encodes 177 amino acids.
AUGGAGAAGCACAUUUUCUUCAUGAUUCUUCUCUUUAUGGUUACAUAUUUCUCCGUUUCUAUAUCGGUUGCUUCCUCAAAUGAGACUAACCAAGAAUUCCUACUAGCUUUCCAAAAUCUUGUUACAAGUCCCAGUCUCUUUUUGGCCAAGAACUGGACCAGGGAUAUUUCUUUUUGCUCUUGGUUUGGUGUCACUUGCAAUUUAAAAAAGCAAAGGGUUGUGGCCUUGGCUCUUCCUAAUUUGCAACUUGAAGGCACAAUUUCCCAAUCCUUGACAAAUUUGUCUUUUCUCAAAGAGCUCAACCUUGGGAACAACAACUUCCAUGGUGGCAUCCCUUAUGGCAUUGGCCACUUGCCUUGCUUGCGAGUGCUUGAUGUCCAAAACAAUCAGCUCCAAGGAACUGUCCCGACAAGUUUGUUUCAACACCAGAGAAUACGCGUAAUUUCAUUAGCUUGCAAUAAACUCAGUGGUUCAAUGUUGAAAGAGACAUGGAAUGCACUGGAGCUCAGAGUCUUCGGAUCUCACAAACAAUAG